Molecule: messenger RNA, 5974 nt
Organism: Haliotis rufescens (red abalone)
Lineage: Eukaryota; Metazoa; Mollusca; Gastropoda; Lepetellida; Haliotidae
Product: homeobox protein 2-like
Exons: 2
Coding region: 164-2446 (760 amino acids)
Biological process (GO): actin filament bundle assembly
Cellular component (GO): actin cytoskeleton; plasma membrane
Molecular function (GO): actin filament binding
Source: RefSeq, a predicted model, not a curated record
GAAAGGCUUGUGUCGGGCAGGUGUACACACAAGCUCUGAACGCGCCAGGUGGAAGGCCGCUCCGCCACAGAGCAUCUUCCCAGUGCCAUCAGCACGUGGAUUUACCUGAACUACCUGGAUAUAUCACAAACAUAUAUACUGGUCACUGUCAAUCAGGCCCAACAUGAACGGUGACUACAACUCCUACGGCAACGUCAACUCCCCCGAGGACACCACAUCUGUGUGGGUUGGCAACAAUACGCCGAACGUCAGCAUGGAACCUCUCGUCGACCAAUUUGGUAAUCUCAGAUUUGGCAAUCAGGUGAUCCCUUUGACCACACCAAUCGCCCCCUACCUCAGUCAAACACCAAACCUACCAAGCCUCGGCGCUCCCCCCUUCCCUAAUCUCAACACGGCCCAGCUUCCUCUAAACUCCCCCUUGCUGACGCCACAGCUGACGUCACAGCCGACGGGGCAGUAUUAUAUGGUCACCAUGCAACAGGCGCCAUCGAAUAUCAGUUCUGUCCCUUUGAACAGCGUUCCAGCACAGACCUAUGUGCAUCCGGUCCUCAGUCAAAAGCCAGAUAAGACACCAAGUCCCGGUGAAGGAUUCAACGCCAACCAUCUUCAAUUUGUUUCAACUCAGGCUCAGAGCCCAAGUGACAACCAUGACGUGAAUCCACUCCGAAAUGCUCAGACCUCGACCCAGAUAACUAACCCGAGUGACAUAUACGGCGUGAAUUCUCUUCGACAUGUUCCAAACCAGGCUCAGAGCCCAAGUGACAACCAUGGCGUGAAUCCACUCCGAAAUGCUCAGACCUCGACCCAGAUAACUAAUCCGAGUGACAUAUACGGCGUGAACUCUCUUCGACAUGUUCCAAACCAGGCUCAGAGCCCAAGUGACAACCAUGGCGUGAAUCCACUCCGAAAUGCUCAGACCUCGACCCAGAUAACUAAUCCGAGUGACAUAUACGGCGUGAACUCUCUUCGACAUGUUCCAAACCAGGGUCAGAGCUCAAGUGACAACCAUGGCGUGAAUCCACUCCAAAAUGUUCAGACCUCGACCCAGAUAAACAAUCCGAGUGACAUAUACGGCGUGAACUCUCUUCGACAUGUUCCAAACCAGGGUCAAAGCUCAAGUGACAACCAUGGCGUGAAUCCACUCCAAAAUGUUCAGACCUCGACCCAGAUAAACAAUCCGAGUGACAUAUACGGCGUGAACUCUCUUCGACAUGUUCAAAAUCAGGCUCAGAGCCCAAGUGACAACCAUGGCGUGAAUCCACUCCAAAAUGUUCAGACCUCGACCCAAAUAACGAAUCCUAGUGACAUAUACGGCGUGAACUCUCUCCGACAUGUUCAAACCCACCAAAAUUACAAGGAACACGGAUCAAAUGGUGUGAACAGGCCGACCCAAUUGACUAAUGGCGCACAUGCGCGACAGUCAAACGUCGGUAGUCCUGAGACAGAACCGGUAGUUUACCAAAGAGAGAGACAUCUAAGUGACCAGGAAUAUCUGUUUCCCGGGCAACCGUACAUGAGGAAAAUUUCUAUAGAUCACUCCAAUGGAGAAGUCAUACGGUCACCGGAACGGGAUGUCCCCCCACUUGUGUCGUCUGCAACCUUCACAACACAACUUCCGGUUGAGGAUACCUACGUCAAUGACCCAGAGAAUGGCACAAGGCUGGUUUUACAGACAAACAGUGGUCACAGUGGAACAGGUAGCUCCAGUAUGACGUCAUCGGCGUCUGUUAGUCCAUACAACUCCGUGCCCUCAUCGCCCAGGCCUGAUCCAGGGGCCGACAAUAAAACCGUAUACGACCCCGUACCCCCUCGCUACACCAAACCCACGGCCAAAUCACGGUGCCUUGUGUGCGACAAGACGGUGUACGCUAUGGAGAAGCGGGGACCUAUCAAAACCGAUGUGCUGUUUCAUAAAGCCUGUUUCAGGUGCGCGGUGUGCGCUAUGACUCUUGACCUGAAGAAUUUCUGCCAGAACCCAAAUGACCUAGCGGAUCUGAACAUCUACUGCAAAUCUCACAAACCCUCCGAAAAGUUUGGGAAGCUUGACGCGGGGGCCUUGUCCAUAACCCGGGCCUUGCAGGCACCGAGGCUGGGCCAGCUCAACGAGCAGAUCAGAGGGGGGCCAGAGGCUAUGAAGGGGGGCAAGAUGGACGCUGGAGCCCUCAAUAUAAGAAGUGCGAUGAAUGUCCCCAAAGCCCAGGUGUCGUCAAACGAAACCGUCAAAAACACAGCUCAUUCUUACCAAAUAGACAACCAAACGGUGGCCAUGGUACACGCCAGAAGCGUCCCAGCAACUGAACUGCAAGUAUCGAAUAAACUUCGGGCUCAAGUGUGGUCACGUGACAAAAGAAAGGCGGAAGGUGUCCCGCCUCCCGAUGUUAUCCGCUAUGACACGAGGCUUUCCGACUAUGGUGGGGACCCGUACAGUCACGACCCGUCGUCUUAAACCAGAAGCAGAUUCUUCUAACAUUCUAUGUUCCAUGGUGGAACGUUAACGCAAAUUUUUCCACGACAUUGAUUGACGAGCCUGAAAUAAUUGGAUCAGGAAAAGAUAACUCUCUUCGGACGGAUGUAUGUGACUAUUAAGCAAGAAGAGUUACCCGCCCCUGUAACAGCCAUUCAUGCAGGAUAAAACAGAGCAAUACUCAAUUCCGUUUUACCGUUGAUAUUCUCCAGACAGUGCAUACAUAUUUACAUGUAUAUAUAAUGGUUAAUGGUGAGAUUAUGCAAGCCUUGGCGUUGCAAAUGUUGAAAGAUGGUGUGACUAUCCCGAAUUAAUAUUUGGGAAACAAUGAUUUAUCAUAUCGAGAAUAAUGUGAUGUCUUCAGUAAAUAUUUAACGAGGAGUAGUAUACAUAAGCUGUAGAAUGCCUAAAGUGUAUACAGACAUGUCUAUGUUUGGGGUAGUGUGUGAAUUUACAAAUGAGCUGGAUGAGUUGUAUUAGCUGGCUGACUUGUUAAAAUACAUUUCUUGUUACUCAUGGCCUACCCGCCUCUAAAAUUGCCCUUGUCCCUUGUAUGUUUUAUCUUCAAGCACUGUUCGGACUCCGUUUCCACUAAAGUUUUGUUUUCGCAAAGUGUUCCGCCUUUUCGACACGCCAAGCCACUCACACCAUAGUGAGUCAUAUUCGCUGGGGCCACAAUGGCCUUCUUCUCAUCUCCUCAAAUAGGGCGCGGUGGGGUAGCCUAGUGGUAAAAGGCAUCGCUCGUCCCGCCGAAGGCCCGGGUUCGAUUCCCCACAUGGGUACAAUGUGUGAAGCCCAUUUCUGGUGUCCCCCGUCGUCAUAAUGCUGAAAUAUUGCUAAAAGCGGCUUAAACAUACUCACUCACUCUUCGAAUAGUAGUGCGCAUGGUAAAUAAAGGUAGUAUCGUUUAUUCGAGUUUACUUUUAUGGAAAGUUUUACUUUUACCAACUAAACAAUAAAGUAAGAAACAAUAACAUCUUCUCUCCCUGACCAGCUUUGGAAAAAAUCAUCGGAAAUAUUUCGUGAACUGGUCUAACCCUGAUCGUAUAUUAUUCCAACAAACGGGUUGUUGUGGUCAACAUAGGUCGUCUCUAACCACUGUCCUUCAUCCUAACAAGCAGCCGCAGCUUAUACAAAAACACACUCUACCUUAGCCCCACCGUAGACGAUGUUGCACUGGCAGGAAUGAUCACGGUGAUGUCGCAACCAGGGUGGUGUUGCAAGUACUGCCGAGUGUGCAGGUCUGAACUAAUUGAUUGCUUGGCUUGCCAGUAACGGUCCUUCUCGAUACAUCCACAGUGAACCAGAUGACCAUCUCUCAUUGUUUAACAUAGACUUACGACAGUCGUAAUGUCGAGAUCUGACCGCGGGCGCCCAUCAGCCAUAGAAUGUGGAUUGCACGGGCCGUUCUUCCAACGAUGAUAAACAGACGUCAUCUGCAUGUGACGCAAUGUGUAUAUACGAGAAACUGUCAAUAUCUGAGACACUGCACGCCAGACACUGUCAACAUGAGAUAUUUCCAAUAUGAAGACAUACCUGUGUAGAUGUAUGAGACAGUGCCUAUAUAAAUGACACUAUCAAUAUAAGAGGUAGGGUCAAUAUGUGAAACAAUUAUGAGACUUUCUCUGACGUGGUCGAUUUAUAGGAGACUUAAUCGAUAGACAAUGUAUGACACAUAUGGUCCUUCCUAAAGAGGUCUAAAAGCGGCGUCCUUCCACAACACUGUAACCUUUUUUGUUGCUGCAGCUGCUAAAGAUGGAGCUGAUGUUGAUGAUGCUGCGGCAGGAUGACGCCGCCACGUGUAUAGAAACGAGGUGUAUUAUAUAAACCCUUAAGUUAUACCAAUACAACAAGGGAGGUAACCAUUCUUUAUAUUCCACACGUCUUCUAGAAGUGACAAAACAUGGUUAUAAUGUAUUAAUAUUGAUGGAAUAUUACUCAAAGCGGAUUAAAACAAUACUCACUCACGCACUGGUACACUGUAACACUGAAAUCAGCAUAUUAAUAUAGUUCACACUACACCGAAUUACAUUAAAUAACAAUAUAUCUAUUAAUAUAUCCCUAUUUAAUACUAAUCUUGUUCAACAGAUAACAUAGGAGUGAAUGAAUAUUGUUUUAAGCCGCUAGAAGUUCUAUUCCAGUAGUAUCACGAGACAUAUGAUAUAUUAAAGGCGAUGAUAUCAUAUAAAUAUUUUCGUUCAAGAAACAGUGUUUAAUAACAAUAGAGGCGUUCUCUAUACAAUGACACCUCGAUAACUCGAACCUAUUCGAUAUACAUUUUAAAAUAAUGUAAUGAUUUGGUCCCGACAUGAUCUUGGCUUCAAUGUCGACACUACGCUUGUCUCCCCAGAGAAGAUCCGGGUUAGAAUUGGUCUUCGGAACCCAUGCUUGUCAUAAGAGGCGACUAACGGGAUCGGAUGGUCAGGCAGAUGCAUGUCAUCGUAUUCCAAUUGCGUAGAUCGAUGCUCAUGAUGUCAAUCAAUGAACUGUUAGAAAUCGCCGUCAUUUAGCUGGGAUACUGCUGAGCGCGACGUUAACAACAAAAAGGCAAACUACGCUUGUCUCGAUUAACAGAUGACACGAAUUAUUCCCGGUGACAUCCAGAACUUCGACUUAACGUAGCAUUAAUGUCUGUGUAAAGAAGGACAACCAUCUUGAUUCAACACGUGAAAUUAUACAGAAUGGAUAAAUCCUGUUUGUGUUACUACAUUGAACUGAACCAUUUACCAUUUACCAUUUACCAAUAACAUUCAUAUAGAUAUGUUAUAAUUAUGUCGACUAGCGGACCCGUGCUGUAACCAGAGACUGCGUUCUACUGCCUGGUAUUGCAUGUUAUGUUGUUUAUAGUGCUAUGGAUGUUUGUUACAUGUUAAGUUAUUUUUAUGUUAUCCCUAUUCAAUGCAAUAACACACAUUAAAGAUAUUUAUCAAGUGUUUUGGCAGCUAGAAAUAUCAAGUGACUAAUAAGGGAACGACCAUUUAUCUUCCGAAAGGGGUUCACAUUUUCGAAGACCAAAUUGGUUUUGGUUAUUUUAGCCAAUUCACUGAUUUUUUUAAUUUUGUAGAUGUUUAAACUCUGAUAACAGAGAACAUCAUUUGAAGUAAUGAAAUCAGACAUUGUUUUCAAACCGUGAGCAACAGUUUAUUUCAUCACCCCCUUUCUACCUCCCCUACAGAAAUAAUGGACUCCUUUUCGCGAAUGUUCGUGUACAUUGAUUUCUUGUUACUGAAAAGAAAUCAGCUGGAAAUCGGCAUUUAUUUAUACACUGUUAUUUUUUGUGGAGUAAACUGUUUUUUUAUAACUGUUUCGACACGAAUUGUUAAUAAAAUCAACAAAACUCUUAAAUUAUCAAAAGAAAUCUCUGCUAAAAGCUAAAAUGAUAUUCGUUCCCAAACCUACUAUACACUGUACAGCUGCGACAUUCACCCAAACGGUCAUAUGCAUAAGUUCUAAGAUAUUGUUGUCACACUCCAUAUGUAAAUUGAAGCAAGAAUAAACAGAAUAACGAUU